Eucalyptus grandis is the source of this 432-nucleotide messenger RNA. Its product is annotated as probable glutathione S-transferase. The transcript is spliced from 2 exons. The record is from RefSeq and is a predicted model, not a curated record. Gene Ontology annotation, molecular function: glutathione transferase activity. Lineage: Eukaryota; Viridiplantae; Streptophyta; Magnoliopsida; Myrtales; Myrtaceae. The coding region runs from base 1 to 432 and encodes 143 amino acids. Gene Ontology annotation, cellular component: cytoplasm. Gene Ontology annotation, biological process: glutathione metabolic process.
AUGGCCGAGGUGAAGUUGUUUGGGUUCUGGGCGAGCCCUAUUGCCAUCAGAAUUUUAUGGGCUUUAAAGCUCAAAGAAGUUUCCAUUGAUGAGUGUGUGGAAGAAGAUCUCGUGAACCAUAGUUUCACACUUUUGCAAUACAGUCAUGCUCAUAAGAAGGCUCCGAUUCUAUUCCAUCAGGGAAAACUGAUUGCAAAGUCACUUUUUAUUCUUGAGUAUAUCAAUGAAACACGGCAGCAGAAGGCCCUCCUUCCACAAGAACCCUAUGACAGAGCCAAAGCGCGUUUCUGGGCCAAAUUUGUUGAUGAUAAGUUUAGAGAUGUUAACAUUAAGACAAAAGCAGAUAAGGCAGAGGGAAAAACCGCUGCUUUUACUGAGCAGAUCGCAUCAUUGGGAUCAUCAUAUAACCAUAGAGCAGCUACUGAUUUAUGA